GUAAAAUCUGAAAUCUCAGGAUAAAGAAGAAAUGUGCAAGGUUGCGUUUAACAGGGGCGCUUUCGCGCGUGAAGGACAUCGUUUCCAGGGCCUCAUCGGAAAAUGGAUUUAAGCAAGAUGGCGGCUGUAAUGUGUGCUCUCACUGAUAAGUAGCUGCUUUUGAAUGCUAAAUAUUUAAAAUGAACGGAACAAAAUCGAAACCGAUGAACCGCAGAGCACUUAUUGGAAAACUUAAACACUUUGAUGAUGGGGUACGUUCCCUUUUCGAGCAAGCGACGGAUUCAUGUCAAAAUCUUUAUCAAACAUAUACUGGAGAUGCCCUAGAUCUUCGUGAAAUUCAAACUUAUCCAGAGUGGAAGGUUCAAAUGUGUUUCAGAAAUUUGAGGAAGCAUCACAGAAAGCGAUCUAGACAAAGUAUAAUAUAUAUAUUGCCUGUCGGCCCCUUUCCAAAGGUUUUACGGACGCCAAUUGAGCGUGGAAGUGUCUCCACUUUCGAAUUGAUCAGGAGAUUUGUGAGUUGCUACUUUAUCGGAAUGACCGUCAAAUUUUUGGAAGAGAUUGCAGUCACGAAGGUGAAUUGUAAACAGAGAUUUCAUCCAGUUACUGGGAAACUGCAGUUGUUAGUAACAGAUUUGAUGCACUACUUGAAAACUAGUCUCCCUGCAGAUGGUUACUGCAUCAUUGGUCUUACAUGGGUGGAUCUUUAUCCUGGUGAAGAUUGGAACUUUGUUCUAGGCGAAUCAUCAUGUGAGGAUGGUUGUGCUGUGGUUAGCUUUGGUCAUUUUGAGCCUCAGUCCUACCAGUAUAAACAUUUAAAUGAUACAACAAAUCAGAACAUUGCAGGAGUGCAAUGUGACAAAGCUGAUAGAACUAUUUCCUCAGUCUCUUUUGAGAGGAAUGGUCAUGAUGAUGUAAGCCUUUACCUGGAAGAUUUUGCAGAUAUAGAAAAAGUCAAUAAAAAGAUCAUUUGGAGACUUCUAAGGGUAUCAAGCCAUGAAAUAUGUCAUGUGUUUGGAAUGGCUCACUGUUCAUAUUUUGCUUGUGCCAUGAAUGAGAGUAAAUCAGUCCUCCAAGCAGAAAAUCAACCUUUAUUUCUUUGUCCAGUUUGUUUGCGUAAACUACAAAAAGCUGUUGGCUUUGAUGUUAUGGAAAGGUACACUGGCUUAUGUAUCCUUCUAGAAUAUGUCAUGAAUGAAAUACUUUCUAAAGAUGAUUAUUGCCACACCGAAGACACAUCAUUACAAAAUACUGAAGAAUGCAAAUUUGUAAUGGCAAUCAGUUGGUUGAAAUCAGUGCUUAAGUUUAUCAAGAGGAACAAUGAUAUAAACUCCACUAGCAAUUAGGGCUGUUUGGACCAAAAAAUCGUGUAAUUCAGGUCACUGGAUAUUAAGCCAUUUUUCCAUGACUGCACACUGGAUACAAGAUGAUGGAUGACAAACGAAAUCUGUAGGGCCAAGUUGGCUAUAACCAUCUCAUAUCCAACAAGCGCAAGUAGAAUAAUUGCUUUAUGAAAAAUGCCUCAAAAUAGAGAUAAAUCUUCCUGACUUUAUUUCAUAAACUUUAUUUUCUUAUGUAAUGGUUCAUAAUCCAUGAUGGCUAAGCAAAUGAAAACUCUCAAAUUGUAUUAUCCAUUGAUCCAGUGUUUAAAAGGAGAAUAUUUCCUCCAACCUCACAGGGCUGACUAAACUGAAAAAUAGGCUAUUAUCUUCUCCUUCUUUCUUUCCCAUAGGCCCAUGUUUUACACGAUUUUUCUCUCUAUUUAAGUGAUUCACAUUUUUAUUUAUCAUUAUCACCUUUGCAGGUAGCUGUAAUUCUCUCAUAACUAUUUUCAUGGUUUUCUUCAUUUUUUAAUGAGCCAGAUAUA
Messenger RNA from Pocillopora verrucosa, 1864 nucleotides. NCBI's taxonomy places the organism in Eukaryota, Metazoa, Cnidaria, Anthozoa, Scleractinia, Pocilloporidae. The record is from RefSeq and is a predicted model, not a curated record.